Messenger RNA from Eucalyptus grandis, 682 nucleotides. RefSeq lists its product as uncharacterized. The transcript has 4 exons. Bases 1 to 627 code for a protein of 208 amino acids. NCBI's taxonomy places the organism in Eukaryota, Viridiplantae, Streptophyta, Magnoliopsida, Myrtales, Myrtaceae. The record is from RefSeq and is a predicted model, not a curated record.
AUGGCUCCUCCCGCGGAUCGUCCCCGAAGAUCGGCGGCCGAAAGGAAGCGGCACGGAGCUAGUGAGUGGCUCGAGAAGCUCCGAAGCCUCGGAACGGACGACGCGAUGGGUCGGAGAACGUCGAGAAACGAUCGGUCGAGAUCGAACGAGCUCUCGGGGGCGCGAUUCGCGGGAGCCGAAUCGAACGAGCAGAUUCGCGCGCUAAAAACCAAGGAGCACAAUGGACAAGGACAGUGUAGCCAGCAUCAGCCAAGCAAGCUGAACUUGGCCCCAGAAUACAGAGCAUCACCCUCUCUCUCUCUCUCUCUCUCUCUCUUCCGACGAGCCUUUCAAGCAGCUGACGCCCGCCGGAAAAGGAGCCGGCGCAGGUGGGCUCGCCGUCUCACCGCCGUCCAAGCUCUUUCACCGACGAGCAAGCUCUCGGGUCUUUGCUUCAUGAUGGCAGCUACUGCAAUAUCGCCCCAUAUGCCAGCAAAUGUUAAAUUGUCAUCUUUAAGAUAUCCGUGGUCAGGAGUUGCAGUUGUUGGCCUUGCAGGAUGCUUUCAUACAGCUGCCUAUGCAUUUGGCCAGAAACUUCGUUCCCAGAUCUACAUCCUCCAUAAACAUGACCUGGGCCAUUCGGAGUAGUGCAGAUGGCAGAGGAUUGGAUUUGGAUCCUUCUACAGACAGCACGAAUGGCACG